AUGAGCCAGUCUAGAAAACUGCAAAAUGAGAUAGACGAAGCAAACGCGGCAGGAAGGCUAUCCGAUUACAUCACUUGUGCUAAGUGCCUAGAGCUUCCUUAUUUGCAAGUGGUCAUGAAAGAGGCAAUGCGGUGCCAUCCCGCGGUAUCAUUACCCUUCGAACGUAUCAUUCCCGAAGGUGGAGCUGUACUCUGUGGAGUCCAUCUAGAAGCCGGGACUAUUGUCGGAAUCAACCCAGCUGUAAUCCAUCAUGACAAGUCCAUUUUUGGGGAAGAUGCGGCAAUUUUUCGGCCUGAAAGGUGGCUGGAGUCUAGUGAAGAGGGAGUAAAGCGUAUGGACCGGCAUCUCAUGACGUUUGGAUAUGGGUCACGCACAUGCAUUGGAAAGAACAUUUCCAUAAUGGAGAUGGGGAAAUUAGUCCUACAGCUCAUUCGCUUAUUCGAGAUUGAAUGUGCGUCUGAGGACCCCGAAUGGAAAGUUGAGACUUUCUGGUUUGCGAAGCAGCAU
Messenger RNA from Penicillium pulvis, 507 nucleotides. RefSeq lists its product as uncharacterized. Gene Ontology annotation, molecular function: heme binding; oxidoreductase activity, acting on paired donors, with incorporation or reduction of molecular oxygen; iron ion binding. The transcript is spliced from 3 exons. Lineage: Eukaryota; Fungi; Ascomycota; Eurotiomycetes; Eurotiales; Aspergillaceae. The record is from RefSeq and is a predicted model, not a curated record. The annotation marks the transcript as partial.